AUGGGGGGCAAGACUGCGAACAAGGCCGGCUACUUCGACAAGCUCAAGGGCUUGCUCGAGGAGUACAAGUCCAUCUUCAUCGUCGAGAUUGACAAUGUCUCGUCUCAGCAGAUGCACGAGAUUCGUCACUCCCUCCGCGGCAAGGGUGUUGUCCUGAUGGGCAAGAACACUAUGGUUCGCCGUGCCCUCAAGGGUUUCAUCAACGACACCCCCGAGUACGAGCGUCUCCUGCCCUUCGUCAAGGGCAACGUUGGCUUCGUCUUCACCAACGGCGACCUCAAGGAGACCCGUGACCUCGUCCUCGCCAACCGCGUCGCCGCGCCCGCCCGUGCCGGUGCCCUGGCCCCCAUCGAUGUCUGGGUGCCCGCUGGCAACACCGGCAUGGAGCCCGGCAAGACCUCCUUCUUCCAGGCCCUCAGCGUGCCCACCAAGAUCGCCCGUGGUACCAUUGAAAUCACCACCGACCUCAAGCUCGUCGAGAAGGGCGCCAAGGUCGGCCCCUCCGAGGCGACCCUGCUCAACAUGCUCAACAUCUCGCCCUUCACCUUCGGCAUGGGCGUCGCGCAGGUCUACGACGAGGGCCAGUGCUUCGACCCCAGCGUGCUCGACAUUGGCGAGGAGCAGCUCCUCAAGACGCUGACCAGCUGCAUCAGCGCCGUCGCGUGCAUCUCGCUGGCCAUCAGCUUCCCCACCCUGCCCUCGGUCAUGCACUCGGUCGUCAACUCGUACAAGAACGUCCUCGCCGUCGCCAUCGAGACUGACUUCUCCUGGCCCGAGAUCGAGGAGCUCAAGGACCGCAUCGCCAACCCCGACGCCUACGCCUCGGCCGCUCCCGUUGCCGCGGCUGCUGCUUCUGGUGGCGCCGAGGCCCCCAAGGCCGCUGCGAAGGAGGAGUCCGAGGCUGAGGACUCUGACGGCUCCUUCGGUGGUCUCUUCGACUAA
Cordyceps fumosorosea ARSEF 2679 is the source of this 942-nucleotide messenger RNA. RefSeq names its product 60S acidic ribosomal protein P0. The transcript has 3 exons. The coding region runs from base 1 to 942 and encodes 313 amino acids. Lineage: Eukaryota; Fungi; Ascomycota; Sordariomycetes; Hypocreales; Cordycipitaceae. Gene Ontology annotation, cellular component: ribosome; cytosolic large ribosomal subunit. The record is from RefSeq and is a predicted model, not a curated record. Gene Ontology annotation, molecular function: large ribosomal subunit rRNA binding; structural constituent of ribosome. Gene Ontology annotation, biological process: cytoplasmic translation; ribosomal large subunit assembly; ribosome biogenesis.